CACUAUUUAACUUUGCCAAGCUUUUCUCAACAUAUUUAUUCCUCUUCCAUUGCAAAAAGGCAUUCUGUUAGCAGUUCAUUCUCUUUAUGGCACAUUCAUCAAGGUCAAUGCCAAUGCUGAUUCAGAGUUGUGAUAAUGCUUGUAACAAAAGUUGGUCAUGAUAUGCAGGAUGUAAGUAUGGAUGGGAGGCAGGAUAAUGAAGGAAAGAAGAAAAGGAAGAAGCAGAGGGAGAAAUAUUGUGAAGAGGAAGGAAAAAUUGUAAAAUCUUCCCCGUAUUUUAAGAAAGUGCCUGACUAUGAGGAUAUUGGAAGUAGUAAAUCCGUUGUAGCUAUUUCUGAUUUGUAUAUGAAGCCUAUCAAGAGUGAGUGCAUGGUUACUGUUGAAACACAUCAGAGGAGUAACAAAAGGAAGAGAAAGAAGAAUUCUGAACGUGGUGAUGAUGAGAAAUCGGGAAAUGAUAACAGAGAAAUGGAUGCCAAACCAGUCCUGAUUGGUCCUCCUGUCAAAAAUUUGGAAGUUAUUAAUGAGAAGGAGAAUAAACAAUCUGGUGAUUUAGAUGAGGGAUGUUCUAGUGUUGCUUCAAUUUCAGUUGUUCGUGGUGAUAAUGCAGUGGCCAAUAGUCUCGAUGAUCUCUUUUCACAGUUUGCAUGCAAAGGUGGAAACUUUAGUUCAGGUAAAAGGAGAAAUGAAGAUGAGAAGAUAGUCAUCAAGUCACAUGUUUGUGGCCCUCUCUCUCGAAGGCUCAGCACAAUGCAAAAGUCUUCAGAAUCUGGUUCUAUGAUUGGAAAUGAGAGUCAUUUAUCACAUUGGGAAGGAGGUUGUGGACCGAAAGCUGGUAAAACUGUGUUCGAGCCUUGCUUAUCUCAGAAUCAGAUCAAUGAGAAGAUGAUUGAACAGAAAGCACGAGUGGUUUCCCCUUACUUUGUGAACUCAAGGAAUGGAGAAACUGAAAUGAAAAAAGAAAGGUCUGUAGAAUGUGUGAUGAAAGGAAAUGGAAAAAGUGACAAAAAAUUACGAACCAAAGUUCGAGUGGUUUCCCCUUACUUUGGGAACUCAAGGAAUGGAGAAACUGAAAUGAAAAAAGGAAGGUCUGUAGAAUGUGUGACGAAAGGAAAUGGAAAAAGUGACAAAAAAUUACGAACCAAAGUUCGAGUGGUUUCCCCUUACUUUGCUAACUUAACAGUGGGAGAAGAAAUAAAGGUAGGUAAGGAUAGAUCAAACCCUUCGAAGAACUGUCUCAAUGGAAGAAAGGUUUCUCCCUACUUUCAGAAUGCAUAUCGUGAAAACAAGAAGAGUAGAAAAGGUUCAAAAAGGCAGAAACCUUGUCUCUCUGCUUUCCAGAAAAGAGAUGAGGCUUAUUUAAGGAGGAGUGAAGAUAACACGUGGGUACCUCCGCGAUCCCAUUUUAAUCUCCUCCAAGAAAACCAUGCUCAUGAUCCUUGGAGGGUGUUGGUUAUUUGCAUGCUUCUGAAUUGCACCACCGGCGUGCAGGUUAAGAGAGUGGUAGACGAGUUUUUCACUCUGUGUCCAAAUGCUGUGGCUGCUACAGAGGUUGCUGUAGAGGAUAUUGAAAAGUUAUUACGACCUUUAGGAUUAUAUACGAAGAGGUCACUGGCUAUUCCACGACUCUCUCAAGAAUAUCUUGGAGAAACUUGGACUCAUGUUACACAGCUGCAUGGUAUUGGCAAGUAUGCAGCUGAUGCAUAUGCAAUAUUUUGUACGGGCAAGUGGGAUCAAGUUCAUCCAAAUGAUCAUAUGCUAACUAAAUACUGGGAAUUCCUGCAUGCAAAUGGCUCGGCCUGAGGGUGCAAUGUAUUUACCUGAAGAUGAUGCAUAGUUAGGGUUAUCUUUUGGGGGUCAGUUGCAUAGUUUUGGUAGAUUAACCUCUGGACCUUUUUUGUGGUGUAUAGUACUUGCCUAAGCAACAGCUUAAUUAAUAUAUCAUCUCUGCAUAUGACAGGUGCUAACUUCCUUUAUGUCAAGAGCUAGGAAAUUAGACUUUUUAA
Molecule: messenger RNA, 2006 nt
Organism: Solanum tuberosum (potato)
Lineage: Eukaryota; Viridiplantae; Streptophyta; Magnoliopsida; Solanales; Solanaceae
Product: methyl-CpG-binding domain protein 4-like protein
Exons: 4
Coding region: 136-1803 (555 amino acids)
Biological process (GO): DNA repair
Cellular component (GO): nucleus
Molecular function (GO): catalytic activity; DNA binding
Source: RefSeq, a predicted model, not a curated record